CCGAGCAAACACAGGACACAGGAUCCUCACCCAGGGGAAGCCGUCCCCAGCCUCUCACCCUUAAGGAGGAGGGCAACCAUGGCAUCUGCCAGGACCCCUGGCCCAGGCCACCCUAGCCAGCCACACCCUGCCACUUCUCUCCAGACAGCAAGGUUUCCUUUCCAGCGCAGCAGGGGUGGGGUCAGGGUGGAGCCUGAGGAUGAGGGAGGGACACCGCGUUUCAAUCAAGAACCCUUUAGUCCCAGUUCCCCAUCUACUGCCUUCCCUCCACCAGGCCCAGCCAUGCAGAGAGCCUGGGUGCUGCUGCUGCUGCUGGGCCUCAGGCUACAGCUGUCCUUUGGUGUCAUCCCAGGUAAGAAUGCGCCCUACCUGCUUGUCCCCACUCACAAACACAGCCUUGUGGCUGACACCUACCUCUGCUCUCCCCCUUGGCCAGUGGAAGAGAAGAACCCAGCCUUCUGGAACCAAAAGGCAGCCGAGGCCCUGGAGGUUGCCAAGAAGCUGCAGCCCAUUCAGACAUCAGCCAAGAACCUCAUCAUCUUCCUGGGGGACGGGAUGGGGGUGACCACAGUGACAGCCACCAGGAUCCUAAAGGGACAGAUGGGAGGCCAUCUAGGACCUGAGACACCCCUAGCCAUGGACCGCUUCCCAUACAUGGCUCUGUCCAAGACAUACAACGUGGACAGACAGGUCCCAGACAGUGCAGGCACAGCCACCGCCUAUCUCUGUGGGGUCAAGGCCAACUACAAGACCAUUGGCUUGAGCGCAGCUGCCCGAUUCGACCAGUGCAACACCACAUUUGGCAACGAGGUCAUCUCAGUGAUGCAUCGUGCAAAGAAAGCAGGAAAGUCUGUGGGAGUGGUGACCACCACGUCGGUACAGCACGCCUCUCCAGCUGGCACCUACGCACACACGGUGAACCGUGAUUGGUACUCGGAUGCAGAAAUGUCUGCCUCAGCGCUGCAGGAGGGCUGCAAGGACAUCUCUCUACAGCUCAUCUCCAACGUGGACAUUGAUGUGGUCCUCGGUGGUGGCCGCAAGUUCAUGUUUCCCAAGGGGACACCAGACCCUGAAUAUCCAGACAACAGAGCUCAGUCCGGACGCAGGCUGGAUGGACAGGAUCUGGUACAGAAGUGGCUGAUGAAGCACCAGGGGUCCCGGUAUGUUUGGAACCACACGGAGCUCAUUCAGGCGUCCCUGGACCCCGCAGUGACUCACCUCAUGGGCCUCUUUGAGCCUGAACACAUGAAAUAUGACUUCUACCGAGACCCUACCCAGGACCCCUCCCUGGAGGAGAUGACAGAGGUGGCCGUGCGCAUGCUGAGCAGGAACCCCCGAGGCUUCUACCUGUUUGUGGAAGGGGGCCGCAUUGACCAUGGCCACCACGAUUCCGUAGCCUACCGUGCACUGACUGAGGCCGUCAUGUUCGACUCGGCCAUUGAUAAGGCGGACCAGCUCACCAGUGAGCAGGACACGCUGACCAUCGUCACUGCUGACCACUCCCACGUCUUCUCCUUUGGUGGCUACGUACCUCGAGGGACCUCCAUCUUCGGCCUGGGGGCCGCCUUCAACGCUCUGGACGGCAGAUCCUUUACCUCCAUCCUAUAUGGCAACGGGCCCGGCUAUCAACUCCAGAAAGGUGUCCGGCCAGAUGUCACUGACAGGGAGAGCGGCGACCCCAAGUACCGGCAGCAGGCGGCUGUACCGCUGUCCUCGGAGACCCACGGCGGGGAGGACGUGACGAUAUUCGCGCGUGGCCCGCAGGCACACCUGGUGCACGGAGUGCAGGAGCAGAACUACAUCGCGCACGUCAUGGCCUUUGCAGGCUGCCUGGAGCCCUACACCGACUGCGGCCUGGCGCCCCCUGCCGGCCAGAGCAGUGCGGCGAGCCGGGGCCAGACCUCUGCCCUGAUGCUCCUGUUGGCAGGGACAAUGUUGAUGGUGGUGACAGCUGAGCCCUGACCACCUAAGCUCACUGGACUCCACCCUAGUAUCCCACAGCCGGCUCCAGUGUACCACGCUGUUGCUCCCCUCUGGGCUCCCUGGGGUUCCCUGAACCUUGGCUUCAGGUUUGGAAUCAGAUCUAACUCAGGUUGCCAAUCCUGCCAUUCUAUCAUGAACUCCAACAACAGAUCUCACUGAGUGUUACAAUCGCCUCAGAACCUGCAGCACUCCCCUCCCAGACCACCACAACCUAACAGGAUGCCCAGCAGACUGGGGGAAUGCCACUCACAGCCACCCCUGGGCCAGCUCUCUCUGGUGUUUGCUGCCGAUCUCAGCUCCCAGAAAAUGUGAUACCACACACUAAGUCACAGCUCAGCCUGAGCCUGAGAAGGACCACGUAGGCACUUGAUGUCCCCCCAGGGCAGAGACUGAACAAGAAUGUGUUGGCCUUUCUUGGCCUGGUGUCCACAGCACAGCCAGCAGAUCCUGGAGAGGCUGAUGUGGCCGAGAUCACCAGUUGCUCUCUGACGGUCCUCAGCUGCCACCACCACUGGGCCUCAAACUCAUGAUCCUCCUGCCUCAGCCUCCCAGCUGCUAUAAUUACACGCAUGUGCCUUUAUGCCUGGCUUGCACAUUAAUGUCCAAGAAAAGAAUGAUGCCUUCA
This is a messenger RNA of Peromyscus maniculatus bairdii (prairie deer mouse), 2608 nucleotides long. The record is from RefSeq and is a predicted model, not a curated record. NCBI's taxonomy places the organism in Eukaryota, Metazoa, Chordata, Mammalia, Rodentia, Cricetidae.